Sodiomyces alkalinus F11 is the source of this 1415-nucleotide messenger RNA. RefSeq lists its product as hypothetical. The coding region runs from base 176 to 1222 and encodes 348 amino acids. The record is from RefSeq and is a predicted model, not a curated record. The transcript has 2 exons. NCBI's taxonomy places the organism in Eukaryota, Fungi, Ascomycota, Sordariomycetes, Glomerellales, Plectosphaerellaceae.
AAUCAGCUUACAUAUAACUAUAUCUCUUGAGUCGGGGUAGAAGUGGCAGGAUUUCGUGCAGAAGCGCUAGGGUCAGGGGGGAAUCUCUCCGGUCGUUUUUUCUUUGUUUCGUCAAACUCAACGUGCACCCGUUCGUCCUCCCAACCGAACCCGCCGAAACCUAACAAUCUCAAAGAUGACCUCGACAAUCCGAUCGCUCGUCGCCGGGGCAAAGAAGCUGGCCUUGGGAGAGUCCCCGGCGUCCAUGGUGGACUUGUUUCCCAAGACAGAUCCCGCCGUUGACGGCGAUGCCUGUACGCACGACUGCGAAAGCUGCCACGUCCAGUAUCCGCGUGGUUUCAAGAUCGAUGAGACCGAUCCGCUCUAUGGGGAGGUCAAGGGCUGGAGUACGCAUGUGCUCGUCGCGACGGGGAAAACAGACUGGGUGAGAGAUGUGGAGGACGAGAAGGGGAGUGUCAUGGAGGCUAUCGGGAGAGCGAAACCCCCGACAAAUGGGAGAAUGAAGCUUUCGGCAUCCAAUAUUCCCACGCCCCAUGGAAACAGCAGUUACGAUCAACCGACCACCGUCUUACUACUCCCCGCUUUCACCAUCCUCGAUAAUGUCACCCCGCAGAACGUGCCCACGCUCAUGUCCGAGUUCGUCGAGAAGGCGCCGACCACCACAUCCCCGCUUAAAUCUGCGACCCUAGAUAAAAGCCCAGCGCCUUCUACUGAUCACUCUCCUUCUCUGGCUGUCGAAAUUGCCAGCCGUCCGUGCCCUCACAGUGUCCUCAUCUUGCUCUGCUCUCAGAAGACCAGAGAUACACGGUGUGGCCAAUCGGCACCGCUUCUACGCAAGGAACUAGAGAGACACCUCCGUCCGCUGGGCUUGUAUCGUGACUUGGACGACACACGGGCUGGUGGUGUGGGGAUCUACUUCAUCUCGCACGUGGGUGGACACAAGUACAGCGCAAACGUGAUGGUAUACAGGCGUCCAGAUCCCUUCGGGCUUGACGGCAGGCAAAGGGCACAGGAAGGUGGCGAUUUGAAACCAGUAAUCAGGAACACAGCUGCAGAGGAGAGUGGCGGCGUGGGCGCCGCGCAGUGUAUCUGGAUCGCUAGGGUGAAGCCGGAGGAUUGCGAGAAUAUCGUAAGAUACACCGUCUUACAGGGCAAGGUGGUCAAGCCGGAAACACAAUUGCGUGGAGGCUUCGAUAGAGGAAGGGGAUUAUUGAGCUGGUAGGCUGUUGCUAUGGGAGGGCUUUUGUAACGCUUCACAUUUGCGAAAUCCCGUGAGAUUACGCUGGGUGACCGACUCAAUGGUGAUGCUGCUUAUUAGUGGCAGUUCAACGCCUCUAAUUAUGCCAAUUGACGACGGGAGACUUCAGAGCAAAGGAACGGAGAUUAAUUCAGGUACCCCACGAAGACCUGGGAGG